CCCUCUCCCUGCCCGGGCUCUGCAGAAAAGGAAACUAAGGCACAGAGAGACCCCCCCCCCCUCACCCAGGGCAGGCGGCAGCCGUGGGGAGGAUCCACUCAGGGGUCCCGCACCUCAGCACCCACUGAAGCCCCCAAAAGAAACUGGGUGAUGAUGCCCAGGCUGUGAACCGGGACGGCAGCGCUGUGAGGGCUGCCAGCAGCCGGGGCUGGGGAGAGACAUGUGGACACGUAGCCCCUAUGGCUCCUGCCUGCCAUUUGCUCCGCUGGGCCCUCACCCUGGGGCUGGGCCUCACCUUCGAAGUCACACAUGCCUUCCGAUCUCAAGGUGAGUUCCUGUCCAGCCUGGAGAGCUAUGAGAUUGCCUUCCCCACCCGCGUGGACCACAACGGGGCGCUGCUGGCCUUCUCACCGCCUGUCCCCCGGAGGCAGCGCCGGGGCGCAGGGGCCACUGCCGAGGCCCGCCUGUUCUACAAGGUGUCCGCACCCAGCACCCACUUCCUGCUGAACCUGACCCACAGCCCCCAUCUGCUGGCAGGCCACGUCUCCGUGGAGUACUGGACACGGGAGGGCCUGGCCUGGCAGAGGGCAGCCCGACCUCACUGCCUCUACGCCGGCCACCUGCAGGGCCAGGCCGGCAGCUCCCAUGUGGCCAUCAGCACCUGCGGGGGCCUGCAUGGCCUGAUAGUGGCAGACGAGGAAGAGUACCUGAUUGAGCCCCUGCAAGGCGGGCCCAAGGGUCCCCGGGGACCGGAGGAGAGCGGCCCCCACGUGGUGUACAAGCGUUCCUCACUGCGUCAUCCCCACCUGGACACAGCCUGUGGAGUGAGAGACGAGAAGCCGUGGAAGGGGCGGCCGUGGUGGCUGCGCACCCUGAAGCCGCCGCCCGCCAGGCCCCUGGGGAACGACACGGAGCGAGGCCAGCCGGGCCUGAAGCGCUCCGUCAGCCGAGAGCACUACGUGGAGACCCUGGUGGUGGCCGACAAGAUGAUGGUGGCGUACCACGGGCGCCGAGACGUGGAGCAGUAUGUGCUGGCCAUCAUGAGCAUUGUUGCCAAACUUUUCCAGGACUCGAGUCUGGGAAACACCGUGAACAUCCUGGUAACCCGUCUCAUCCUGCUCACCGAGGACCAGCCCACCCUGGAGAUCACCCACCAUGCCGGGAAGUCCCUGGACAGCUUCUGUAAGUGGCAGAAAUCCAUCGUCAACCACAGCGGCCAUGGCAACGCCAUUCCAGAGAACGGUGUGGCCAACCAUGACACAGCAGUGCUCAUCACGCGCUAUGACAUCUGCAUCUACAAAAACAAGCCCUGUGGCACGCUAGGUCUGGCCCCCGUGGGCGGGAUGUGUGAGCGAGAGAGAAGCUGCAGCAUCAACGAAGACAUCGGGCUGGCCACGGCGUUCACCAUCGCCCACGAGAUCGGGCACACGUUCGGCAUGAACCACGAUGGUGUGGGCAACAGCUGUGGGGCCCGUGGCCAGGACCCCGCCAAGCUCAUGGCCGCCCACAUCACCAUGAAGACCAAUCCGUUUGUGUGGUCCUCGUGCAGUCGCGACUACAUCACCAGCUUUCUGGACUCCGGCCUGGGGCUCUGCCUGAACAACCGGCCUCCCAGACAGGACUUCGUGUACCCCACGGUGGCACCGGGCCAGGCCUACGAUGCCGACGAGCAGUGCCGCUUCCAGCAUGGCGUCAAAUCGCGUCAGUGUAAAUACGGGGAGGUGUGCAGCGAGCUGUGGUGUCUGAGCAAGAGCAACAGGUGCAUCACCAACAGCAUCCCGGCCGCCGAGGGCACGCUGUGCCAGACGCACACCAUCGACAAGGGGUGGUGCUACAAGCGGGUGUGUGUCCCCUUCGGGUCUCGGCCGGAAGGCGUGGAUGGGGCCUGGGGUCCGUGGACCCCGUGGGGCGACUGCAGCCGGACGUGUGGCGGCGGCGUGUCCUCUUCCAGCAGGCACUGCGACAGCCCCAGGCCAACUAUCGGGGGCAAGUACUGCCUGGGUGAGAGACGGCGGCAUCGCUCCUGCAACACCGACGACUGUCCCCCGGGCUCCCAGGACUUCCGGGAAAUGCAGUGCUCCGAAUUUGACAGCGUUCCUUUCCGUGGAAAAUUCUACACGUGGAAAACCUACCGAGGGGGGGGCGUGAAGGCCUGCUCGCUCACCUGCCUCGCAGAAGGCUUCAACUUCUACACCGAGAGGGCGGCGGCUGUCGUGGACGGGACGCCCUGCCGUCCGGACACGGUGGACAUCUGCGUCAGCGGCGAGUGCAAGCACGUGGGCUGCGACCGGGUCCUGGGCUCGGACCUGCGAGAAGAUAAAUGCCGAGUGUGCGGGGGCGACGGCAGCGCCUGCGAGACCAUCGAGGGCGUCUUCAGCGCAGCCUCACCUGGGGCCGGGUACGAGGACGUCGUGUGGAUCCCCAAAGGCUCCGUCCACAUCUUCAUCCAGGACCUGAACCUGUCCCUCAGUCACCUGGCCCUGAAGGGUGAUCAGGAGUCCCUGCUGCUGGAGGGGCUGCCGGGGACCCCCCAGCCUCACCGCCUGCCCCUGGCCGGGACCACCUUUCAGCUGCGGCAGGGGCCCAACCAGACGCAGAGCCUGGAAGCCCUGGGACCCAUUAACGCCUCCCUCAUCGUCAUGGUGCUGGCCCGGACAGAGCUGCCUGCUCUCCGCUACCGCUUCAACGCCCCUAUCUCCCGCGACGCGCUGCCGCCUUACUCCUGGCACUAUGCGCCCUGGACCAAGUGCUCCGCCCAGUGCGCGGGUGGCAGCCAGGUGCAGGCUGUGGAGUGCCGCAAUCAGCUAGACCGCUCGGCAGUGGCCCCACACCACUGCAGCGCCCACAGCAAGCUGCCCAAGAGGCAGCGCGCCUGCAACACGGAGCCCUGCCCGCCGGACUGGGUCGUAGGGAACUGGUCACGCUGUAGCCGCAGCUGUGAUGCGGGCGUGCGCAGCCGCUCCGUAGUGUGCCAGCGCCGUGUGUCGGCGGCCGAGGAGAAGGCGCUGGACGACAGCGCCUGCCCGCAGCCGCGUCCGCCAGUGCUGGAGGCCUGUCACGGCCCCGCGUGCCCUCCGGAGUGGGCGGCCCUCGACUGGUCUGAGUGCACCCCCAGCUGUGGGCCUGGCCUCCGCCACCGCGUGGUACUUUGCAAGAGCGCAGACCAGCGAGCCACACUGCCCCCUGCACACUGCCCACCCGCCGCCAAGCCACCUGCCACCAUGCGCUGCAACUUGCGCCGCUGCCCCCCAGCCCGCUGGGUUGCCGGCGAGUGGGGCGAGUGCUCUGCGCAGUGCGGCUUCGGGCAGCAGCAGCGCUCUGUGCGCUGCACCAGCCACACCGGCCAGCCAUCGCGCGAGUGCCCCGAGGCCCUGCGGCCGCCCGCCACACAACAGUGUGAAGCCAAGUGUGACAGCACGCCCCCUGGGGACAGCCCCGAAGAGUGCAAGGACGUGAACAAGGUCGCCUACUGCCCCCUGGUGCUCAAAUUUCAGUUCUGCAGCCGAGCCUACUUCCGCCAGAUGUGCUGCAAAACUUGCCACGGCCGCUAGGGGGAGCGCGGCACCCGGAGCCACAGCUAGGGAGACCCGGCUGCAGCCUGUUCCCCCUCCCGCACCGAGGGAGCCCCAGGGGGUGGGGAGCUGGGAAUGGAGGGUGAGAUGCAACCGGAAGUUAUUUAUUGGGAAUCCCUGCAGGGCCCCUGGCUGGGGGAUGGAGAAGGGCUGGUGACCUCCACCCUCCCAGGGCCCCUCUUCAGCCCCUCUGUCAGUUCACAUAGUGAGACCCCCGCCCCCAACUCCAGAGUAGGCCUGGGGAGAAGGCACAAGUGUUCAGCCCAGCGCCUUCUGCACCCACCUUUGGGAAUGCCAGUGUUCCCCACUCCCCCUGUGAUCGGAAUACGUACUGUGAAGAGUGGGGGUGGGGAGGGGUCUGCAGGUGCCCUGCCCCCAGCACUGCCUGACCUGGGGUGAGGCGGCAGGACAGGUCUGCGCCCCCUGCAGGGGAAUUACUACAGCUGCCCUUGAGCUGAGCGGUGGGGGGAGAUCCGCCCCAGCCCCUGCCCUGCGUGCCCAGGGAGGACCCCACCAUCCAGGCCACCCCGUCACGGUGCUAACAGGCCCUGCCCUGGGGCCCACACCCUCCUUGCCAGGAAGCCCUACUUCAAUAAAGUCCUGUCUUGUGUAGA
Molecule: messenger RNA, 4186 nt
Organism: Lepus europaeus (European hare)
Lineage: Eukaryota; Metazoa; Chordata; Mammalia; Lagomorpha; Leporidae
Gene: ADAMTS10
Product: ADAM metallopeptidase with thrombospondin type 1 motif 10
Exons: 25
Coding region: 240-3551 (1103 amino acids)
Biological process (GO): proteolysis; extracellular matrix organization
Cellular component (GO): extracellular matrix
Molecular function (GO): metalloendopeptidase activity
Source: RefSeq, a predicted model, not a curated record